UUACGUAAUUGUCUAGAAUGUUCCUGUCUGGUAUAAAUAAUGCGCCAUUACAGCCGACUACAGGCAUAACUUGCUAAAGAAGCGCUGGUGCUAGGACCUAAGUUAUAUUCGUCUUGAUUUCUUUAAGGGAGUGGACUCACAUUUUAAAAAUAUCAUUUUAUUUACUCAACACCGAAGACAUGGGCAACGACAAUUUAUCCAUAAUAAGUUUCAACAGCUCUAGGAGGGGACUGAUGACGUUGUCGGAUGGGCAGCGUCCAUCGUAUUUGCAGAGAUUGUUUCAGAGUACAGAGCCGGACAUAUGUUUUCUGCCUGGCGAUGAUAAAUAUGCGAAACUGAAUGCCAUUCGUGGGUAUGGACAAUAUACCAUUCCCAAUGCCGAGGAUACUGUUCUGCUGUACGACAGCAACAGAGUUAAAAUGAUGGAGCCCAAGGCCAGCUUGAAUUCCUUUGGACAAUUACCAGGCUUAGACUUAAAUCAAAUGGUUGUUCCGCAAGUUGAGGUAUCUACGUUACAACCCUACCAGCAAGUUGUGAAGGAGUUUUCGAUGGUAUCAUGGAAGUACGAUUUCUUCCAGACUGCUACCAUCGAAGUUAAGACUCUUGUUGAGAGCAUAAUAACCUUUUCUCAGAGACUGGCAAUCACUACAGGCAAACCCGUUUUAAUCGGUGGUGAAAUGAAUAUUGAUUUUAGUAUAUUGAAUCAAAUAGUAAAAAAACUAUCCAAUGACAAUCAAGAAGAUUUUCUUUCUACCAUGCAACCAGUGAUGUGUGAACAAGGUUUUCUCCCAUCCAUGACAAAAUCAUCCCUCCGAGACAUAAGGCAUCUGUUCAUGAUGAAAGUGUUUAGGUGUAAGUCGAACAGUUCAAAUGGAGUAGUGAAGACAUGGGACGACAGGAAAAGCACCGAAGUUGUCGCGGACUGCUUUAUAGCGUCCAAACAUCUACAGCUGGCAGAGGCAUCGCUAUUAGAUGUUGAGAAGGUUACAGGACGCCAAAUUUGUAUGCCCCUUUUACAGACACAUAAGCCAACACAAACGUCGAUGGAGAUACCCGUUAGGCCUCCGAGGCAUCAUGGUGGUUAAGAAGACUACCGCUCUUUUUGGUCCCAAUCCUACGUGACUGUCUUAAAGCCGUACUGCUUCUACAGCACAAACAUCUCGUGAAGGAAGCUGAACAGUUUAGCGUUUAUGUACUUUGGUUUUACAGAUCGUUAUUUGAAAAUUGAAUCAUAUAUCUGGUAGAAGCUUAAAUCCUGAAAAAAGUGCUGACAUUAAAUAUAAGUCGAAAGCCAAAAGGUUGAAGAAAGAAAAAUUGACUAAAGUACAUUAACUGAUUUAUGACAAGAUGUAAAUUAUGUUGAACGUUAACAGUGUAUUGAUUGAAAAGUAUGCUCAAAAUGGCAUACGUACAUACAUGAUAAAGUGCAUAUGGCUUUAUAUGAACUCCUUAAACUAAUGAUUGCAAACAUGAUCUUUAUUAAUGCUGUUUGUAUAUAAUAACCUAGUUUUUGUGUUUUCCUUCAUGUUUUUUCAAAAUUAAGCUGUUGAAAAAUCUUAUCCUGCUCUGUAAACUAUAUGAUUUGGUGACUGUUUUUAAUCAUGACUCAAAAGGCAACUAAUUGUUUUAGAAUAAUACAUUGAAUAAAAAUAUUUUAAUAAAAAAGA
Mercenaria mercenaria is the source of this 1667-nucleotide messenger RNA. RefSeq lists its product as uncharacterized. The coding region runs from base 180 to 1085 and encodes 301 amino acids. Lineage: Eukaryota; Metazoa; Mollusca; Bivalvia; Venerida; Veneridae. The transcript has 3 exons. The record is from RefSeq and is a predicted model, not a curated record.